Seminavis robusta is the source of this 867-nucleotide messenger RNA. The record is from the annotation of a GenBank genome assembly. NCBI's taxonomy places the organism in Eukaryota, Bacillariophyta, Bacillariophyceae, Naviculales, Naviculaceae.
AUGCCCCCUCGAGUUUCCAUCCGACCACACGAUGAACCGCCACCAUGGCGUAUGCCAGUGCUAAAGAUCGGCCAACAUCACGGAAUCUCCCUUCAGAUUGCUUUCGAAACCUUGUACAUUAUAUUCGCCCAUGUCUACGGCUUCCGCUUGCCUGCUCCCUAUAACUAUCUAUUCUUCUUCUUUCACACGGUGAUCAAGUUUCCAGAGGUGAUUUAUGUGGAUGCCAUGACCAGCAACUGGUUUGGGCGCAAUGUGGAAAAUUUGAGAAAGGCCGGAUUUUCGGACCUCCAGAUCCUCCUGAUUAUGAAUUCCAACUGUAUCAAUUCGCAGCUAUUGGGGUUUUUAAUGAUGAACUAUGUGUGUACAGAUCCAGAAAUCUUCUCCCUGUCCUACUUUUAUGCACACUUCAACGCAACCAUGAUACUACGAAUUCUGGCCAGUUUGGCACUGUCGGAAACUCUGUUUUGUGCAGCUCAUUCUCUCAUGCACAAGAAUGAAUUUCUUGCCAAAUAUCAUGUGAUGCAUCACUGCUGUGUUUGUCCCACCUGGACCACCAACCUAGUUUUCCAUCCCCUGGAUUUAUCCAUGGAAUUUGGAGGACCCGCUCUGGGGCUCUUGGGACUUCACUUUGGGGUGUUUCAAGAUCAGGCAACAUUCCUCUUGACCUACCUCAUUUUUCAACUCUGGUAUGCCUACGACCAUGAGCCGUACUUGAACUUGUAUCACAUCCAACAUCACCAGCAGUGCGAUUCGCUCUACGUCAUUUACACCAACUUUCGCGGGGACCCGAAACACAAUCGAUCGCGAGGUGUGAUGCAAGACAUGGGAUUACAAUGGCCAUCGUUGCACUCCAAAAAGUCGACAUAA